Xylaria bambusicola is the source of this 836-nucleotide messenger RNA. Its product is annotated as acyl-CoA N-acyltransferase. Gene Ontology annotation, molecular function: acyltransferase activity, transferring groups other than amino-acyl groups. The transcript has a single exon. The record is from RefSeq and is a predicted model, not a curated record. Bases 108 to 605 code for a protein of 165 amino acids. Lineage: Eukaryota; Fungi; Ascomycota; Sordariomycetes; Xylariales; Xylariaceae.
AAAAGAGAUGGCAUACCUCUACUAUGCACUUCAUACUGACCACGCACUCACUCUAAUAUUUUCGGCAUCUUUUUUUUUUCGCGCAUUCCCGCAAGUCGGCCUAAACGAUGGCUACUUGGCGCUCAAUGACCAAUGAUGACAUCCAUGGAGUCAUGCGUGUUGCCGAUAUAGUUCAUGCUGAGCUAGCAGAAAGAGACUCGGUGCCUACAGAGAGAGUGAGGCUCUUUCCCGAAGGCUGCUUGGUCCUCAAGGAGGGGUCACAAGUUUGCGGUUAUGCUAUUUCGCACCCUAUCCGUUAUAGAAAACCGCCGGCUCUCGACAGUCUAGUUGGUGAGAUAGCAUCGGAGGCAGAUCAAUUCUACAUACACGACAUUUGCGUCUUACCCAACCUUCGAGGACAUGGCUAUGCUGGAGAGGUUGUCGAUAGACUGCUGGCUGUUGCCGAGCGCUACACAACGACAUGUCUCGUGUCCGUCUAUGGCAGCUCGCCCUUUUGGGCUCGAUUUGGGUUCAAAUCGCCGGAUGACAUUGAUCAGGCCUUGUCGGAGAAGAUCCGUGGCUAUGGGGACGACGCAAUCUACCUUGAGCGCCGCAAUAGAGAUUAAAGUCAUCUCUCAUUGACUUGGCUUGGGUCACUGGGUUCAGAGCAGGUCAUGUUGACAUUGUGCGCACCAAGUCUGAAUCGCAAAUGCCACAAUUGAAAACUCGUGUCAAAUAAAAUCCGGGAUCGAACUUCGUUGUUUAGAUUAGUGAAAUCCGUCGUCGCCCUGCACAUGCUCCAGAACAGCUCGGUAGUCAUGAGCAGCCAUGUACUUGACAAGCGCGGAUCCGCGAAA